This is a messenger RNA of Xenopus laevis (African clawed frog), 1196 nucleotides long. RefSeq names its product YEATS domain containing 4 L homeolog (gene yeats4.L). Gene Ontology annotation, biological process: regulation of DNA-templated transcription. The transcript has 7 exons. Lineage: Eukaryota; Metazoa; Chordata; Amphibia; Anura; Pipidae. Gene Ontology annotation, cellular component: nucleus; nucleoplasm. The coding region runs from base 255 to 938 and encodes 227 amino acids. The record is from RefSeq and is a predicted model, not a curated record.
ACAGGCGGCAGUAGUGACAAAGGGGGAGUGUAUUUUGUUUGGACUGUACCAUUUGUACAAACUUACGGGAGGGGACAGCUAAUAGCGGGUUGUUUGUUGUGAGAGCUAGGGGACGGCUUGUUUCAGUGAAAUCGCAGUUAGUCUUGCAUUGUUGCGGGUUUUCUCCUCAGUGUGAGUUAUUAGCUUUCUGCACUGAACUGUACGUGUUUGACUGUGGACUUUCCCGGCCCCUCCCCGCCGCCUCCGGCAGCAAUAUGUUCAAGAGGAUGGCGGAAUUCGGUCCGGACUCAGGAGGGAGAGUGAAGGGCGUUACUAUUGUGAAGCCGAUAGUGUAUGGAAAUGUGGCCCGUUACUUUGGCAAGAAGAGGGAAGAAGACGGCCAUACCCACCAGUGGACAGUUUACGUGAAGCCAUAUCGUAAUGAGGACAUGUCUGCAUAUGUGAAGAAAAUCCAAUUCAAGUUGCAUGAAAGUUAUGGAAAUCCUUUAAGAGUUGUUACCAAGCCACCUUAUGAAAUUACGGAGACAGGAUGGGGUGAAUUUGAGAUCAUCAUAAAAAUAUUUUUUAUUGAUCCAAAUGAAAGACCAGUUACACUCUACCAUUUGUUAAAGUUGUUUCAGUCUGAUACAAAUGCAAUGUUAGGAAAGAAGACCGUGGUGUCUGAGUUUUAUGAUGAAAUGAUAUUCCAGGAUCCUACAGCUAUGAUGCAGCAGCUUUUAACAACAUCACGGCAGUUGACACUUGGUGCAUAUAAGCAUGAAACAGAGUUUUCAGAGUUCGAAUCAAAGACCAAAGAGAAGAUGGAAGGCGCAAAGAAGAAAACCAGCUUUGAAAUCUCUGAUUUGAAGGAGAGGUUAAAAGCAAGCCGGGAAACUAUAAACUGUUUAAAAAAUGAAAUUAAGAAACUUGAAGAAGAUGAUCCGACUAAAGACAUUUGACAACCUCUGCGUCUUUCUUUUCCUAGCUGUUAGAUUUUCUGUAUAGUAUUAUCUUUGUACUGUUUCCUCCAUUUUGUCCUGUAAAUAUAUGUAUAUAUCUUUAUAAAUGUUGCUGUGCUCUAGUAUAUAAAUACAUUUUGCCCUCAGCACUUGUUUUUAUUUAGUAUGGGGCAGUUGCUAUGGUGUAAAUUGACCAGUAGGAAAACCUUAAAACGUCACCAAGCAAAGCCCAACAGAAAUAAAGACUGGUUGUUUCAA